This is a messenger RNA of Carassius carassius (crucian carp), 1285 nucleotides long. RefSeq names its product ornithine decarboxylase antizyme 2b (gene oaz2b). Lineage: Eukaryota; Metazoa; Chordata; Actinopteri; Cypriniformes; Cyprinidae. Gene Ontology annotation, molecular function: ornithine decarboxylase inhibitor activity. Gene Ontology annotation, cellular component: cytoplasm; nucleus. Gene Ontology annotation, biological process: positive regulation of protein catabolic process. The record is from RefSeq and is a predicted model, not a curated record.
AUCCGUAUCCAACCUCUUGAAAUGACGCUGAAGCAGUAAGCACCAGCACUCGAGCCACUGGAGAGGGCGCGCGCGAGGACGCAGCGUCAUAACGUCUAUUUAAUCCCCGAUUGUGAUCUGUCUUUGGUUCUAAUAGGUCUAACAAAGGAUCAUAAUUGUCAUCUUCCAAAGGGACUUCCUUAAACCCGAGACUCGUCAGGACAACUCACCCGAAUCUACUGCGUAGAGAAGAAAUGAUCAACACUCAAGCAAGAGUGGUACUUGUGGAUUCAGCUUGUGUGCUCCGCUGGCUCAGGCAGCAAGCUCCAGGGCCUCAGUGGUGUUCCGAUGCUCCUCACCCACAGGGGAUGAAUACAGCUGGGCUAAGCACGAGCAGGGAUCUGACUCAAGAUGUGCUCCUUCUUAAGGAUGGGAAGUUAACUGUGAAACAGCAGGUGACCUUACUGGACAACAAAUCAUCUAUUCUGCAUUUUCAGUAUCAGCUAAGUGAGCAGUUGUCAUGGAGUAUGCAGACUGUGUUCUCUGGCCGCAGCCUCUUUGUUGGUUUACCAAAUGGAGAACUUCUUAAAGGCACCAAAGAAGGGCUCACUGCUGUUUUGGAGUUUGCAGAGGAGAAACUGAAGAUCAACCAUGUAUUUGUGUGGUUCAUGAAGAACAGGCCUGAUAAAUUGCUCCUCACCAGAACAUUCUGCUACCUUGGCUUUGAGCUUGUAAAACAAGAUCAUCUAAUAGCAUCCAUUGCUGGAGAUUUGCAUCUUAUGGUCUACACUAUACAACAAACUCACCCAUCAGAAGAAUGACUAAAAGGCCUGUGGUCACACAUAAUUCUUGUAGACUGUUGCUAAAUCCACUAAAUGCAAAAUCAGUAAACAGUAGUUAUUGUUCAAAACUAACAUUGUAAAGGCGCAUUCAGGGUAAUUCAGUGACUGAAAAAAGUAAUAGAGUAAUGUUAACCUUACUGAUCAUUUAAAGAGACACACAUUUUCACACUGAACAUUUAAAUGUGUUUAAAUAUCAAAAUGGCAAUAUAACUGGUUUGUUGUGUGUGUGUAAAUGGCUGAUAAUAACUCACAUAUCAUGCCUGUGAUAUAUGCAUUGAAGAGUGAUCCUUGUGUUCUCAGUGGAUGAGUUUUAUCUCAUCCAAUGACAAAAUUGUAUUUAUGACAAAAAAAAAUGUAAUCUGAAUUAUAGCAAUGUAAUGUGAAUUUUUAUUUCACUCAGUGAAUCAGUAAUUGACAUGGUCUCAGUGAAACUACAAAUAAAACAACUUAAUAAAUGAACAUAA